Molecule: messenger RNA, 1116 nt
Organism: Colossoma macropomum (tambaqui)
Lineage: Eukaryota; Metazoa; Chordata; Actinopteri; Characiformes; Serrasalmidae
Exons: 5
Coding region: 131-916 (261 amino acids)
Source: RefSeq, a predicted model, not a curated record
GAAUUCCCAAAACGCCCAUCAGCAGGGCUGUGAAAGUGAAAGUGAAAGUCCAUCCAGUAGUUUUCCAUCUGUUUUCUGUGCUGCCUGAAUCACUGCAGUCGUCUUAACCAGGCUUAGACUCCGCUUCAGAAUGACUCGAGUGUUUCCAGACACUGUCAGAGCCUUUGUUGUGAUCUGCGGGAAAACGCUGAAUUCCCACAAAGCCUUUCUGCAUCAUCUCUCGCAUCCGUCUCACUUCCGUGAAGUGACCUCCGUGGACGACAGCGAUGUCAUCAUUGCUUUUGCCCCAGUUGUGUCUCGAGCUGGAACUGACAUUGAAGCAGCUCUUCAGAAGAUUCAAGCAAUCUCAGCUACCCAGCGUGUUGUUCUAGUGGUGCUCCACCACACAACUGAGCGGGAUCCAGUCGUCCCGAACAGCAGCCGGAGUGUAAACAGGAGCGAUGUGUUCACUGUGGACUGCCUGUUUAAUGAAGACCGAGGGCUGCUGAGCUGUCAGCACAACGACCAGGCACUGAAAGCAGUGAAAGAGCAUCUGGGAUUAGUGGAUUCAUAUACAGGGGAUUGCUGUGUGUCCUAUUUCAAUCCUACCAAGUAUCCUGGAGAAACAUCACCAUCUCCUGGUCAACACUUGAACAGUAGCAGGAAUGAUGCUCCUUCUGUGUGGCUGCGACUGUGGCUGUGUCUUACGCAGAGGCCUUGGAAAGUACUUUUAUGGAUAUUUGUCUCGCUGAGCAUCAUCCUGAUUUACUGCCUCACCACUGCAGAGUACAUUCACGCCGUCUGGUUUAUUCCCUGGAUGCUUCUUCUCCUGGUGGUUCUCCUGGAGAGGCGUGGCUAUGGAAAGUGGACUCCCCUGAUUAUUAUUAUUGUGAACAUGAUAGUGAUUCUACUCUCCCUCACUGUCACUAAGAACUAAAAAAAGCCAAGGUCCCCCACCUUUAAACCAGUCUAGUGUUUAAAAGAAAUAAACAGACAGUAUUGCUUUGCUUGCUGACCUCAUAUAACCCAGUGAUAAAAACAUCAUGCACUGCCAGAAAUAAAGGUUCUGUUCAGGUACAUUUCUCGUUCAUCGAGGUACAAACAGUGCAAAUGUUUCCUCAAAGGUUCAACAGUGGU